This is a messenger RNA of Fusarium sp. VM40, 1305 nucleotides long. The record is from the annotation of a GenBank genome assembly. NCBI's taxonomy places the organism in Eukaryota, Fungi, Ascomycota, Sordariomycetes, Hypocreales, Nectriaceae.
AUGUCUCACGAGGAGGAUCUCAUCGAUUACUCCGACGAGGAGAUCGGCGGCAACGAGACCGCCGCUACCACCUCCAACGGCAAGAAGGGCGAGCUCGCCGCCGGCAACAAUGUCGACAAGAAGGGCAGCUACGUCGGUAUUCACUCGACCGGUUUCCGCGACUUCCUCCUGAAGGCUGAGUUGCUUCGCGCCAUCGCCGAUUGCGGUUUCGAGCAUCCAUCGGAGGUCCAACAAACCUGUAUCCCCCAGGCACUCCUCGGUGGAGACAUUAUCUGCCAGGCCAAGUCCGGUCUGGGAAAGACUGCUGUCUUCGUUCUUGCCACUCUUCAGCAGGUCGAACCUGUGAACGGAGAGGUAUCCGUCGUUGUCAUGUGCCACACUCGUGAGCUGGCCUACCAGAUCCGUGAUGAGUACAACCGCUUCAGCAAGUACAUGCCCGACAUCAAGACUGGAGUCUUCUACGGUGGUACCCCCAUUAAGAACGAUGUUGAGGCUCUCAAGAACAAGGAGACUUGCCCUCACAUCAUUGUGGGUACUCCUGGUCGUCUCAAAGCUCUCGUCCGCGACAAGGCUCUGCGUCUCGGCAGCGUUCGCAUCUUCGUCCUCGAUGAGUGUGACAAGAUGCUUGACCAGCCCGAUAUGCGAACGGAUGUGCAAGAUGUUUUCCGUGCUACUCCCCCGCAGAAGCAGGUUAUGAUGUUCUCCGCCACCUUGUCCGAAGAAGUCAAGCCCAUCUGCCGAAAGUUCAUGCAGAACCCUACUGAGCACUACGUUGACGAAGAUACCAAGCUCACUCUCCACGGUCUUCAGCAAUACUACAUCAAGCUAGAGGAGAAGGAGAAGAACCGCAAGCUCAACGAACUUCUGGAUGAUCUCCAGUUCAACCAGGUCAUCAUUUUCGUUCGCAGCACCGUCCGUGCCACUGAGCUCGACAAGCUGCUCCGAGAGUGCAACUUUCCUUCCAUCGCCGUUCACUCUGGUGUCAGUCAAGAAGAGCGUAUUCGCCGUUACAAGGAGUUCAAGGAGUUCAAGAAGAGAAUCUGUGUUGCUACUGAUGUCUUCGGACGAGGUAUCGAUAUCGAGCGUAUCAACCUUGCUAUCAACUACGAUCUUUCCAACGAUGCCAGCUCCUACCUGCACCGUGUUGGUCGUGCCGGACGAUUUGGUACCAAGGGUUUGGCCAUCUCCUUCGUCAGCACUGACCAAGAUCAGGAGGUGCUCAAAGAGAUUGAGAAGCGAUUCGAAGUCGCCCUUCCUGAAUUCCCCAAGGAGGGUGUUGAUGCCAGCACUUAUAUGGCUUCUUAG